This is a messenger RNA of Arabis nemorensis, 801 nucleotides long. NCBI's taxonomy places the organism in Eukaryota, Viridiplantae, Streptophyta, Magnoliopsida, Brassicales, Brassicaceae. The record is from the annotation of a GenBank genome assembly.
AUGUCCCAACCUCAACACUUGCACACUUUCUGCGACAAAUUAUCCAAAAACUUCUCAGAAACUAGCCCAUACAAAUCAAACCGUGAAACCCUACUUUCAUUUCUCCGCGAUCAUUCCUCUCUCGGAACCUAUUCCAACGCCACAAUCGGUCUCAGCCCCGACACAGUACAUGGCAUGUUCCUUUGUAGAGGAGACAUCACCAAAACAUCUUGUUCGGACUGUGUCAAGACUGCAACCCUAGAGAUCACUAAAAACAACUGCACUUAUCAAAAGAAUGCUAUAAUAUUCUACGAGGAGUGUAUGGUUCGAUACUCCAAUUUUUCUUUCUUCAGCCUCGUCGAAAACGGGCCAUACAUUGCUAAAUACUCUCUCGCUUCUUUUCCAAAUUCUGUUUUUAGUACGUUCAGAGAAACAUUAUCCAAGAAAGUAGAGCAACUAAUUAUCCUCACGGCAUCAAAGUCUUCAUUAUCCUCCUCAACCCCGUAUUACGUGAGGGAUACAUCACGUGUGAAUGAUUUUGAGGGGUCGUAUACAUUAGACACAAUGGUUCAGUGUAGUCCUGAUCUUGAUCCAGCAAAUUGUGGCGUCUGCUUGAGACUUGCGGUCCAAGGAAGCUCAGAAUGUUGCUACAAUGCUCGUUGGACUCACAUCUUUCUUCCCAAAUGUUUUCUGAAGUAUAACACCACCGGUUUGCCACAGAGCGAUUCAUCUUCUAUCAACGUUGUCAAAGGAAAGGAAAUAUUUAGGAGAAUUUUCAUUACAGCCAUGACAACUUCGGUGUUGGCACUUGUGAGGUUAUGA